CGGUUUUUGUGUUAUGGAAAGCAAUUGAAAUUUUUAAAAUCUUUGCAAAAAGCUUACGAGUUCUGUGUGUACAGACAUUACCGUCGUGUAUUGAAUCCUUUUCGGCAGACGAAAAUCACGAUAUGUAUAGAAACACCGUAUUGGCCACCGAUCGGUCAAAAACGACCAACGCUAGAGUGCCCUACAACGUCAAAAUACUAACCGUGAAUCCAAACGGAUCUUCCGCGGACAAGAUUGCUACCAAACCGAAAUAUAUCGCCAACACUGACACGAUUACGAUAUCAAAGCCAUCGGCUAUCGGACUGAUAAAAAACAAACGAAACGGUAUUACCGAUUGUGACUUUACGUUUACAAAAAUGAAACGGCUUUCGUGGGUCACCCCAUAUUCUUGCAUGUCCAAUAAACGAAAGCUCACUACGAAUACCGAAUACUAUGCGACAAAAAAAAUGAAGCAGACGACUGACGACGACAUCGAUAAACCCAACGGAUUGGUCUUGAAAGUCUGGAAGCUCAACGAGACACCAACGUUUUCCCUCGAUACGAAAACAUCGCCUCGAGUAUACAGUUCGAAUAACGCGAGCACAACAACUGAAUCAAUCGACAUAGACUCGGCCGAGAGCGAUAACGAUGGUCCUUCCUUAUACGACGUGCCGCCGCGAGAUUUGAACGAGAAAAAGAAGAACCCGCCCUCGUACGAUUCAUUUCUCACUGCGACGACGUGGUACAGCGGCGACACAAUCAACGCGUAUUUAAGUUUGAUUGCAUCGCGUUCGCAAGGCAAAGUGCACUACCUGAUCACCGAUUUUAUGAAGGCGCUUUCCCGACGCGGAUACGCUGGCGUGAAAAGAUGGAUCAAAAUCGAUAUACACUCUUUAAAACUCCUGUUGGUGCCCAUGCACGUAAACGACAACCAUUGGACCAUGACUGUAGUCGAUGUACCCGAAAAGACGAUAACGUUUUUCGACAGUCUCAACUCCUACAAUGGCCCUUACCCGUCGUUAUUUAGACAAUUUCUAAUCGAAUGGGAGAUCGAAAACUACGGAUAUUCUUCCCAAUGGACUUUACGGUACGGAAAAGCUGUGCAACAACGCAACGGUUAUGAUUGCGGACCGUUAUCUUUGGAGUUGGCCGAGAAGAUGUCCAGAGACGACGGCACGCCGAUCAACCCGCUCGCAAUGCCUUAUGUCCGGUUGAGGCAUAAGUACGAACUAGAAGCCGGCACAUUAUUCCAAUUUUGACGUAAAUAUUAUAUAUUUGCCCAUCAUCAAGAUUCACGUUUACCAAUCACGACUUUAUACGACACACCGAUUUCGACUAAUACCGACCUACUCAUCAAUACCAAUUGAAAUAUGUAAUAUUCGCCUUAUAACUCUAUUUUUUCUGCCCCAGACGCUGUACUUACAAUUUAAACGGCCGUGUUUAAUCGAAGUACACGCCGGGGAUGGCUUUUUCUUCAUUGGAAACACGUUUUCUACAAUAUUCUACAAUGGGCAACAUUGAGUUUCCAAUGUCGAGUGACACAUCAGUUCGAUGUUAUUUGAUUCCGUUAGAAAUAUUGUACAUUUUGUAUUUUUUUUUUUAUUAAAUUCGUGUACAAUAACUUUAUGAUAGUACCUCUUUUGUACAUGCAAAUUUAUUAAUAAUUGUUAUUUUUUUUCAUAUAUAUGUCAAUAUUAUUUUGUUAUAUAGUAUUUUUUCGUUGUAUAUUUGUUUGUUUUCUUGUGUGAAAUAUUUUUCUUUCUAAUUGGAAAUUGUAUAUUUAUUAUGAUAUAUGUAAUUUGUUAUUAUCAAUAUAUGUGUACAUUUUUUUUUUUUUAAUAAAACUUAUCCGUGAAAAGCGUGUGGUCAUAUAAUAACUAGCGAUAUUUUUAGAUAUAAUUUUUUGGAUUGCCCAUACAACAGUACGCUAAGGCAUCAAAUUAUUAACCGUGAAUCCAAACGGAUCUUAAGCGGACGAAACGGCUAAAAAAACACAAGAGUUUUUUCUAUAAUUAUACGAUUCACCGAAUUUCGACCACUGUAAGACAAUUACGAUAUGUUUACAAAUACCGUACCACCCACCUACCGUUCUGAAAUAUGGGCUAAUCAUUACUUUUUGCAAACAAAAUUAUCGUAUUAAAUAAUUUUAUAUUAUAAAAAGU
Molecule: messenger RNA, 2141 nt
Organism: Daktulosphaira vitifoliae (grape phylloxera)
Lineage: Eukaryota; Metazoa; Arthropoda; Insecta; Hemiptera; Phylloxeridae
Exons: 2
Coding region: 123-1238 (371 amino acids)
Biological process (GO): protein desumoylation
Cellular component (GO): nucleus
Molecular function (GO): deSUMOylase activity
Source: RefSeq, a predicted model, not a curated record